Messenger RNA from Cladocopium goreaui, 2085 nucleotides. NCBI's taxonomy places the organism in Eukaryota, Dinophyceae, Suessiales, Symbiodiniaceae. The record is from the annotation of a GenBank genome assembly.
GGAAAUCUUAGUAUUUGCGAAGAAACACAUCAAACGGAGCGAGCCUCGCUAUGGAGAAACUCCUCCCAAAUGACCUGGGCGAAGGGCCCGGCUUUCUGAAUAUCACCGAGUUUCCGAUCAAAAGCGACGAAGAGUGGAAGACAUUGACCUUCCGCGAACGUGUGAAGAUCUGCAAUGAGAAGUUCCUCCGUGACAAUGGCAUUUGUCCAGUGCCAGCCUUCAUUGCAACCUACGCAUGCAUUGGAGCACUGUGGUGGGCAGGUGUUUUAUUUUUCAUGGAUCCAAAAGAGUCACUGGUGUCGGAGAUGAACAUGAAACGUUUCCUGCUUUACAGCAUCUUACAUUCCAUCCUGGGCUUCGGUGCUACCUCCUCAUUGUUGGGUCAACGGUUCAAGCUGGCCGUGGGAGGUACUGGGAUCCAUUUCAUGUGGCCAGGGACCAUUUGUUCCCCGACCUUUCCCUCCUUGGUCUCGUUGGUUUCGGCCGUGCCCGCGCGUCGCUCCGUUUUGGCGGUGCUGUGCUUCGUGGCCUACGCCUUGUCGCUGCGGAACGAGUUGCUGAAGCCGGAGCCAUCCGUGGUGCUGCCCGUGGUGCUGCUGACAGUGUGUACCAUCUUUGAUUACAACAUCUUCAGUGCCAGCAGGGGAGAACACUACGGCUACUUUCUGAUCUGCAUGCUGUUCCCAGAUUGGAUCAAUGGAUGGCAAUGUGUGCAACUGGCCUUAUGGGCUUGGGCUGGGGUUGGCAAAAUUGGACCUUGGUUCCAGCCUGUGAUUCCCUUCAUCACCAAAGAUUCAGCGUACACCUGGCUUUUGCCCAAGCAACUCAUGUGCAAAUUGCUGGUGAAAGACUACCCAGAUGAUCUGAAUCCCAGCAACUUGUCGACCAUCUUAGCCUACAUGGGCGCCACUUUGGAGGUUGCCUUCCCCUUGUGCUGCAGCACUCCGAUCUAUUUCCUUCGUCAUUUGGGUGCCUUUGGCAUGAUCUCCUACCAUGCCUUCAUCGGAGUUUGUAUGCCUUUCGCAUCGGUCUUCGAGUGGAACUAUUCCUGCAUGAUCUUCGCCUACUUCCUCUUUUGCCAACACGAGUUUGCUCUUCCUGGCUCACCAGCUUUGUUGGCAUUUUUGCUGUUGGUGUUGAUCAUAAUCCCCAUAAUUGGCCAGUUGAACCCCAGCCUGGUGCCAUUUUUGUUGGCGUAUCGACCCUACAUGGGGAACUGGCGCUUCGGAUGGUACGUGGUCCACAAGAAGGGGCUCGCCAAGCACCAGAAGCUGAAGACCACAGAGGAUCCCUUUGUUGCCGCGAAUGGCGUGUGGCUCUAUGAGUGGUUUGCCUACUUUGGAUUGCCUGUCGAACAGUCCAUUCGCAGCAUGCGCUAUUGGGAUUACAUGGUUGCUGGGAUGAUGAUGGUGGUUCCAGCCUACAGGCCCUUCGUGUCGAUGAUUGAGAAACUCUGUGAGGAGAACGGCUGGGAUAUCGAUGAUGUGAGCUUCACACACUCAGAGUCCUAUCAGAACCAGGUCUUCGGCUUUUCCUUGGGCACUGGAUGGAUCGCCAGUCGCGAGUGCGUUCGCAAGGCCUACAACGAAAUUUGUGGCUUUGACAAGGGUGAAAUGUACUUCGUUCAGUUCGACCCCUGCAAGCCACUCCCCUGGGGAAAAGAGCAUCACGUGGUGAAGUUCCGAUGCUUUGAUGUGACCGAAGGCCCUGAAAAUGCCAUCUAUGGUGAGAUGCCUUAUGCUCAACUGGCGGCAGUCCAGCCAGCGGCUUUGAAGGUCGACCUGAAGAAGGGCAAGUCCAUCACAGGGCUCUUCCUAGACGCCUACUACUGACGGCACGACAGGGCACGACAGGGCGGCCAGUCGACAAAGUUCGAUGUCGUUGGUUUCCCCGAGGUUUGGUUUCAUUGGUUUCGAUGAUUGUUUCGAUCGUUCCAUGAAUGGAAAAUCAAGAGACAAACGAGGCUCAACGAGGCUCAACGAGGAUCGACAACUAGCGGCGAGUCACUCGCCGCUACUAGCGAUCCGCAUUGGUUUCGGAAAAGGCAUUGGUUGCGGCAUGGCCUUGCUGACUUCUGAUGUUUGC